UCCGUGUUUUUCACGCUCUCUCUUCCUCCUCGCGCGUGUCUGCGCGGUUGUUCAACCAAAGAGGUUGGGCUUCUGUCAUUAAUUUAGGCCCAAAUGUCAUUAGGUCUUCUUCUUCGUUGUUCUUCUUCUUCCCUACCUCUUUCACAGAAAGUAACGUCCCAAGGAUUUUUUCUAUGACAUUUAUUCUCAGUUUUUCCAUUUAUUAAUCCACUCCUCAUGUAUUAUGAUUACGAUCUACCUCUUCGUUCACCCUGUAACCGCCUCGACCUCCAUCUAUAAAUACCGGCCCUCACUUCCAUUCACAGCACAUCUCAAACAAUUUUCUCAGACAUACGAUCUCCUAGAAGCAACAUAUUCAGAUGGCGAAUUCGUACACUCUGCUUGCCAAUUUGAGAGCCGGCCGAUGCUCUAAUACUGCUGAGGUCCGCCUACUGAGGUUCUGGGAGGCCAGAAAUAUCAACAAAGGAGGGGAGCUGAUGAGUAUUGAGUUGCUGCUCAUCGAUGAGGCUGUGGACAGAUAGUCUCAUCCCUUCCAAUGCUUUCAGCCCCGAAGAUAUGGCCACAGAAGAACCGUGCGACAUUACGUGCAGAUUUUGUGAUGGGCUUCUUGCUAUUCAAGAUUACCCACAAGGGUUCCCGCGACCAGAGAUAUCAACGGAAACGCAAAGAGUUCUGACAAGAGAGACGAUACAGAGAGCAUUUCAUGCUACAGAAGUAGGGUUAGCUUCUCAUUCUCUAAGCUGUGGAGUACAAUGCGAGUUUGGCAACUGUUGGCACUUGCUCUUUUGUUGGUGUGAUAUAUAAUAUAUCAUAUAUCAGAGUCCUCUUUUCAUGACGAGUCUUUGAGAUUAACGGGUUAUCUUAGGAAAGAACGGGAUCUGGUGGGAUCUCUGCUAUUCAGCUGUCGAGUGAACAUAAUGCUAACAAUGAGGAUGUUCGUUUUGAGCUUAAGGACUUGCAUCCUGAUGACCCGCAGAUCGUUGUGUUUAAGCAUGGAGUUGGCGAGUUAAGGGGAUCAUCCAAGUAGUUUCUCAUUCUCUCCAGCACUUGUAUUCUACUGUCAUAGAAGAAUAGGAUUCAAUGCUUAUGGAAAGAUGAUUCAAUGCCUUUCUCUUGAUACUUGGUUGUGGCUCAAGUUCUUGAUUUUGGUUAUAAUUUUGUUGUGAUGGUGCUUCUGCCUUCUCUGUGCUUUUAUGGACAGAGAUAAAUAAAAUUGUUUCUUUGUCUUUA
Brassica rapa (field mustard) is the source of this 1230-nucleotide messenger RNA. RefSeq lists its product as uncharacterized. The record is from RefSeq and is a predicted model, not a curated record. NCBI's taxonomy places the organism in Eukaryota, Viridiplantae, Streptophyta, Magnoliopsida, Brassicales, Brassicaceae.